Messenger RNA from Drosophila biarmipes, 819 nucleotides. Its product is annotated as lipopolysaccharide-induced tumor necrosis factor-alpha factor homolog. Gene Ontology annotation, molecular function: zinc ion binding. The transcript has 2 exons. The record is from RefSeq and is a predicted model, not a curated record. Lineage: Eukaryota; Metazoa; Arthropoda; Insecta; Diptera; Drosophilidae. Bases 151 to 561 code for a protein of 136 amino acids.
AACUUUGUUUUUUUGCCUUCGCCUAACAAAAGCACAUGCAUUUUGAGAAGCUUUCAGUAGCACUUCGCAGUUCGCAUCGUCAGAGGAAAGUUGGUGACUGUAAACAACUGCAGGGUCUGUUCUGCAUCCUUCGAACACUCUUUAUCUACAAUGGACUACAAGCGCGUGGACUCCCCGCCGCCCUACUCGGAUGACUUCGCCUCCGCUCCCCCGGCCGAGAUGGACAUGCACCAGUCGCCGGCUCGCCAGCUCUAUCCGCCGGUUCCCCAGCCCUCUCAGAUGACGCCGAUGUCCCCACCACCACCGGCGCCGGUGAGCAUGAUCCAUCACCAGACCACGGUUUUGGUGGACAAUCCCGGCCAGGGAAUGAUUUGUCCCCAUUGCCAGGCCCGGAUUCGCGUUCGAGUGGAGCACCAUCCCACUGGAAAGACUUACUGCCUGGCGGCGUUCCUCUGCCUUUUCCUUUGCUGGCCCUGCGUCUGCGCCCCUUGCUGCUGCAACUGCUGCUACAAGACCUCCCAGUUCUGCCCCAACUGUAACGCCUGUUUGGGAUCGUUUUGAAGACGCCAGCGAAACACUCGCCGAUUUCGUAUCUCCAUAUUCACAUUCGUACAUAAUAUACACAUUCGUAUAUAACUAAGAACAUAUGUAUUGUACGUCCGGAUGUGUAGAAGUGGUGCCUCUAUCAUACUAACACUUACCAUACACACAUAAGCACAUUCUUCUAUCGACUCGCUUGCUUCUUGCGAAACUGUAAGGGGGAGAAUAGAUAAAGAAAUAAAGCUUUGCCAAGCGAAUCUUUUCUGGGAUUCCCAUAAA